Lineus longissimus is the source of this 853-nucleotide messenger RNA. RefSeq lists its product as uncharacterized. Bases 76 to 534 code for a protein of 152 amino acids. The transcript is spliced from 2 exons. The record is from RefSeq and is a predicted model, not a curated record. NCBI's taxonomy places the organism in Eukaryota, Metazoa, Nemertea, Pilidiophora, Heteronemertea, Lineidae.
AACGCCCAGGCUUUGGUUGCCGACUACCGGGGAGAUUUUGCCGACCUCAUCAGAGACGCUGAUUUUGAUGUCAUCAUGAACAUGAAUGAGACGUUCGUGUUGUUUGAUAUGGUGCCAAGAUCAACAAUGGAAGCGACUGGGUCUCAGAAUGUUGACAUUAGAUCAUCCCAAGGCAACCCGAAACUUGGAUGCACGGUGACUCUAGUAGUUACGACAGACGGACGAAAAGGACGAGCCGAGGUCAACUUCAGAGGCUUGGCACCAGAUGGUGACGUCAUUCGGCAGCUUCAGGCGAAUGCUCCAGACAAUGUGCGAGUAACUGGUAGUCCACAGGGUUGGGCCCGACACCAAUCGCUAAUCGAGUGGUUGCAGGCCCUGAUUGUGCCAUUUGUAGCAGGGGCCACGUUCCUGUUACUUUUAGACAGGUAUCCGGCGCAUCGAAAUCAACAUUUCGUGAUGCAAUCACCGCAGAGAAUGGGACAGACAGUUUCAUUCCAGGACGAUGUACUUCGCUGCUGCAGCCCUUGGACUUAACCGUAAACAGGAGCUUCAAGUGUCACCUGAGGACCAUUUGGAAAGUGUGGAAAAUCGGCCACACCGAUGAUCAAGGACAUUGUGAGCGGAUCACCAGGCGGGAUGUGGUCAGGAUGAUCAGCCUCGGCUCGGAAAGGGUCACACAACAGACGAUUAUGAACGGUUGGAGAGCCAGUGGCCUAGUUCCUGAGGACGAUGACGAAGUCGGGGAGGGGGUAGAGAUGGUAAAUGAUGAGCUUGAGCAGUUUGUUGAGGGGAUUGAGUUUUCGGAAGAAGAAGAGGAUGAUGAUGUUUUUGAUGAUGACGUGUAAAUCCUGUU